Odontomachus brunneus is the source of this 769-nucleotide messenger RNA. RefSeq lists its product as uncharacterized. Lineage: Eukaryota; Metazoa; Arthropoda; Insecta; Hymenoptera; Formicidae. The coding region runs from base 113 to 769 and encodes 218 amino acids. The transcript is spliced from 2 exons. The record is from RefSeq and is a predicted model, not a curated record.
CGGACGUGCCGUGGGGAAAAGCAGCACUUUGUGACGUUGACGACGACCUCCCCGACGACCACUACUGACGCCAGGACGGCGAAUAAAGUACAAGUUCAUCAUACCGGGCAAGAUGGACAUCAACGAGAAACGCAGACACAACGAACGUCUCGCGAAUCGUCUCAAACAGCUAGACGACGAAAUUAAAGCAGCCAAAAGAAGGAUGGAGCGAGAAGAGUGCGAGCGACUCGACCGAGAGGCCCACAGGAUGCAGGGGCUGAUAGCACUCCGUGAGGCCUCUCUAGCUGAAAUAGUAGCAAGUGUCGAGCCGCGUAGAAAGACCGAACGUAUGUAUUACGAGGAAAUACGAGCGUCGAGCCAAGAGCAGGAAAUGAGUCCUGAUACCCCCAGGCCGAGCACGUCGCGAGAAGGCGAAAGAUGGGAAACACGAGAGGUGCGCUGGGAACACACCUUUGAGGAAGAGUCAACGGACGAGGAAUGUCCGCAAUGGAGAGUCCGAUCGCCGAGCAAAACGACAAUAAAACUUACAUGGAGCGAGGUGUACUCGUCGUCAUCAUCGAGGACACCAUCGGCGAAGAAGAAAAAGAUAAGUAAGGCGACCGAGACAACAAGAAGUAGGACGGACUUCAAACUAGAAGCAAAAGCGGUAGUCAAACUGAAUCGCUUAAAGGAAAUCGACACGUCUGGAAAUCGACACUCUAAUACUGGACUCAAAACGAAGAACAACAAUGAGCAUCAAAACCCAUCACCAGGUAGACACACGUACUAA